CUGAGAUCGGUCGAUUAUAUUACACGAGAAAAGGCUCAUAUAAACGUUGUGUUGUUCCAAGUGUUAGUUUUGGUGAUAAUAAUAAGCAUUACUCUGAAUUUUGCGUUAUAUCGUCAUGUGGAAGCCAAAAGCCCUAGUUUUGUUUUCACUCUACCCUAGUACCCCGCCCACCAGGUGUAGUUGUUCGUCUGCUCAGCCGUGUCCCAGAGCAAGGGAGCGCUGGAAUCCGCAGGCCGCUCGGGCCAGGCCUGGGCGAGGCCGGCCCAGACCUUGACGUCCGACCACGUGGCCUUGCCGCCGUCGGCGGCGAAAAAGCUCAGGCCGGUGCUGUCGUUGCGCGAGGGGUAAAUGCGCGCCGUCAGCGUGAAACGCUCGUUGACCCAGAUCUCGAGGAGGGAGUUGUCAAGGACGAUGUGGAAAUUGAGAGGCUCGGUGACAGUCGUGUUGGCGCUCUUUUUGUGGAUCUGGUAGGGCUCAAAGUGGCCGACAAAGGCGGCGGUGUUGAAGUUGGGGAGGAGGCUGCUGUGCGUGCGGAGGACGCUGAUCUCUGCAGUCUCGGGGUCGAAGCGGAUGGUGGUGUACUCAGCGUUGUCGGGGCUCUGGGCGAGGAUGAUGCCGGCGGGGCCAGAGAAGUCGCUCAGGGUCGCCGUCAGUUCGUAGGAGGUGCCGAGGUUGGCUGAAGCGGUCUUGGCGGAGUCGGUGAUAUGGCCGAUCUUGAUAUCGUGAUGCUUAGCGCCCUUGCGGAGGUGCUUAAUGACGUCGGGGAGAGGGCGAACGCCGAGAGUCUGGACGGUGUGGCCGUCGUGGCUCUUGAUGCAGACGCUUCCGUCCUGCUGCGUGCCGCAAUUCUGGACGUCCUUGGUCUCCUUGAUGUAGAGCUCCAUGGGCAGGUUCAAAGUGCCCUGAUAGCCGAACUGCUUGGAGGUGUUGUAAACGUAGUCGCCCAGGAUGUCGUCGUUGGCCCAUCCCCACAUGACGCGUCUGUCGUUGUUGGAGGUGUCCUUCCAAGUAGCCUGGGCGUACGAGAUGCCCCAGUCAAUAGCGCCGCCAGAGUUGGGGGUGAACUCGACCGAGCCGUUGUCGCGACGAGCGAGGUCUCCGCGGUUCCACAGAGCCCACUGCUCCUUCCAGUGCUGAGUGGUGUUUCCACCCUCGGCACCCAUGGUGACGAACCAAGCCUUCUCGUCCGUGCUGCCGAUCGGCAAAUCGAAAAAGCUGCUGACUUCGAAGUUGUAGCCGUACGAUCCCGUGAUGUCGGGCUUGCCGAGGGAGGAGUUUGCGGUGGGCUCCCAGAGGGCACCGAGGAAGGUCCACUGGGUUAAGUUGGAGGAGGGGGCCGAGUACAGAGGAAUGCGCGGUCCGAUGAAGCCCGGACGUCCAGCGCCAGGGAGCUGCGCGGGGACAUCGCCGGUCUUGAGGCCGGAGCCGAGCACCAUGUAGUAGUGGGGCUCGCUGGCUUUGAGGAGGCUGUCGAGCUCCUUGGAGGGGAAGAAGCUGGGAUCUCUCCAGCCGGUGACGUUCCAGCCCUCGGGAGGACUCGAGAUGACAGUGCCGACUUCAUCCCAGGUGGAACCUCCGUCGCCGGAGGUGAACAUGGCCUGCACCUCAGUGCCAGGGAUGUAUGGCUGCUUCCAGUUCGUGGGCAGGUGGUGAAUGCCGGUACCGAAGGUCAGGAGGGUGCCAUCGCUGACGCCCUCAAGGUUGACGGGCUGUGCUGUGCCGCUGAACUGCGACAGAGGGUCGGCGGCGUACUCACCGGACGCGAGUGACACAGACGAGGCGUUCUGCCAGCCGCGCACAUCCGUCCAGUGGAACAAAUCCUUAGACACGGCGUGGCCCCAGGACACAUUGCCCCAGUUCACAUGGUUGUGAUGGAAUUGGUAGUGCAGGUGGUACGUCUCGGUAGCUGGGUCGUAGAGCGCACCGCAAGGGUCGUUCAUCCAACUGUGCGGCGCGAGGUAGUGCGAGCGAGGCCUCCAGCGGGUGAAGAGGGAGCUGUUGCCCGCCGUCGCGAGGUACUGGGGCGUGAUGGUCGGAAGAUCGGCGGACGCGGGGACCGCAGCGGCUGCGAGAGAAGCAAUCGCCGUGAAGACGGCACCACCCUUGAGAACGGCCAUGCUGUGCGAUGUGCGUUGGAGACAAGCCGCUGGAAGCCCGUACCCCACCUCGCGGGGACGUUCUUCUUAAAUAGCCUACGCGUGAUCGUUAAAAGUGGCAUAUGACCUCCGAUCCUGAUGCGGACGGAGACGUUCCCGAAAUUGGCUCCAUGUGCAAUCCGGAUGCGGACAAUAUUGAUCUCUGGGCCCUGGCAUGCGAGCACACACUUCCUUAUUGACAAGCACCCCCGGUAUGAGGCACAAGUGUGCUGAGUGCAACAUUUGCCUUGGGGAGACUCAUGACAAAGUCUAUCAUUGGCUUCAAGCAGUGGUGGUGCGCUCCUUGGCUGUUCCGUCACAGAUUCCAAGCCAGGAGUCACAAGAGGUAGAGGCCUGUGUUUGAAAGACACGUACAUAUCCACGCCUCAGCUUUUGCGUCCACGUCCAGGAUCGGACGAUCACAUACGAGGUCCGCAUGCCACAUCAGACGUCAGCGUUUGAUGUACACAAUCUCGAUUGGAGCUCGCUGGCAUAAUGAUAUAUGAUGCCGCGUGCGCGGUUGAUGGAGGUUGAUGGAAGUCGCCACUCAUUACUUCAAACCUGCAGACCUCGAACGGCUAGCUUCUGGGUACAAGAUGCCUAUAGUCAACUGGCGCGUGAAGCCAGAUUUGGUCUCAGCGUAAAUAUGUUCAAUGUACUAUGGCAUGUGGAUUCUUGUUUGGCUGCGCUUACUAAACCUCGUUAUUUAUUAAAUUGCUCCUACUCGAUUGGUUCCGCCUUUCACCGCCUCGCUCCGUAUGCCUCCCUCAGAGGCGCAGAAGAUACGCCGAUCCACGAGAAGUUGCGACUUCUGUCGCAAAAGAAAAGUCAGAUGUAGGUGACGGGCCCCAGCGACCAGGAGAUGAUUGCUCGCAUUGCAUCUCGUUUGGAUCGGUCUGUUCGCGACGAUGUCGAAAGUCUCCAGGCAAGGAUCGACGCGUUGGAGGCAAAACUACGAUCCCUUUCCGUCUGUGCUCUGUGCUCUCAGCCGUUGAAUAUCGAGAAGCACGACUCCCCAGGCGAUAAAUCAUCCCCAGAUGACGGCGAUGAGGUGCAGGAACAACCCACGACUGAGGAUGGGAUCACACAGACCGAUCUCAUCAGCCAAUUUCGCCAGUUUUCCCUCAAGCUGCCGCGAUUCCAGUUAUACUUUGGGCCCUCGAGUACUUUCGCGUUUGCGCGUAAUGCUAUGCUUGUGAAGGAAAAGCUACUCGGCAACGCCGCACAGCCAGAGUCUCCAUCCCUGAUGGUGCUGUGGAACUUCCAUUCGUGGGAACACGAAGCAUACUUUCAUCACCAACCGUGCUACGUCUACCCUCCUCCCGAUCUCAUCGACAAUCUAGUCAAAAUAUACUGGACAUACAUACACCCCACGUUCCCAAUGCUCCAUCGCCCGACAUUUGAAGCACACGUCGCCGACGGUCUUUAUCUCUCCGAUGACAAGUUUGGAGCAUUGCUCCUCUCGGUGCUGGCGCUAUCAGCGCAGUACUCGUCCGAUCCGCGUGUCAUGGAUAAUUGUCAUGCGGAGGUAACCGUUGGCUGGAAUUACAUCGCACAAAUCCAAGUCGAUCAGUCGUUCAGUGCGACUCUCUUUGAAGUACAAAGCUACGCGUUAAUUGUGCUGUUCUGCGUGGGGUCGUCCGCAUCUCAUUCAGCCUGGGGUUACCUUGUGCGAGUUUCAUUACUAGCGGUUCGCACAGGAUUAACACUUCCCAAGGGCCUCGGUAUCCGCCUUUUGCAGCAGCGCGGAAAUCAUUUCCAGAAGCGCGACCCUGAUAACUUGAACGCAGAAUUCGAGUCAUGGAACAGGACGUUUUGGUUCUUCGAUGUCGAUCUGCCGCUGGAAGUCGAUGACGAAUACUGGGAUCAGGGCUUUACUCAGCCCGUAGAGAAGCCUUCGUUGCUUUCGUUUCUUGUGCAUUCCGUCCGUCUAUCAGAGAUACUUGGCGACACUCUGCGUCGUUUAUACGCCUCCAAGAAGGCCAAGAUUCUUCUCGGGUGGAAAAGUGCAGAGUGGGAGCAACAGGUGGUGGCCGAACUCGACUCUCAGAUCAACGGUUGGUUGGCCUCCCUCCCUUCGUUCUUACGAUGGGACUCCCAAAACCCGCCUGAAAGCCAUAGCCUCUUCGUUCAAGCUGCGAUUUUGAAUGCGGACUAUCACCAUGCGCAGAUCAUGAUCCACCGACCGUUCAUACAGAAGGACAACGUGCUGGCGGCACCGUCGUUGUCAAUCUGUGUGAAUGCCGCACACUCUAUGCUCAAUAUUGCAGACUUUUGGAUCAAACGGAAGUACAUGAACAUCCCCUCCCUCAAGCUCAAUACCAGUGUUUUCAUCGCUGCGACGGUUCUAGUUCUGCGAAUGUACGGCCAACGGCGGGCCGGACAGUCUAUAGCCAAGGAUCUGGCGUAUCUUGACAUUGCAUCUCGCUUGCUGGAGAUCGGGAAGCAUAGGCAAGGACGGUCCCAGUCGAUCUUACGACUGUAUCAGCUGCUGCUUUCGCUUGUGAACGCGGCUUGGGAAGAUACCGCGCAUAGACCUAGUCCCGGGUUCUACCCCCAGGAAACGGUGGUGAAUAGUGGACCGGCGGAUCAACAGCGACCCGAGGAGGGUCCUCUGACUAGUCCGAUUAUUCCUCUCCACGCCGAAGUGCCGGUGGACAUGAGUCUGGACGACGAGUAUAUGUCCUUGUGGAUGUCUGCGCCUGUCAACUUUGUUUCUUCGUGAGUGCGCUUUGUCUCACGUUCUCCGCACCCUCGUUGAAUCAUGGACGGCUGGGAGAAGCGGCACCGGGCGCUGGGAAGGAUAUGGUGCCCAGGAUUACUAUUGACUGCUGUGACCACUCAACAUAGUAAGUUUGUAACCGCGGUAUACUUAGCGCUCCCGGUGUAGCUGUAGUAACACUCCCCAAUUAUUCACUGAUAUUUAAA
Messenger RNA from Mycena citricolor, 5063 nucleotides. The record is from the annotation of a GenBank genome assembly. Lineage: Eukaryota; Fungi; Basidiomycota; Agaricomycetes; Agaricales; Mycenaceae.